Messenger RNA from Pteronotus mesoamericanus, 753 nucleotides. It is a transcript of the gene SPATA9, whose product is annotated as spermatogenesis associated 9. The coding region runs from base 1 to 753 and encodes 250 amino acids. The record is from RefSeq and is a predicted model, not a curated record. NCBI's taxonomy places the organism in Eukaryota, Metazoa, Chordata, Mammalia, Chiroptera, Mormoopidae. The transcript is spliced from 5 exons.
AUGCCAAUCAAACCUGUUGGGUGGAUAUGUGGACAGGUGUUGAAGAACUUUUCUGGAAGAAUCGAGGGGAUCCAGAAAACAAUCAUGGACCUUAUAGAUGAGUUUAAAGAUGAUUUCCCUACCAUCCUAAGAUUAUCACAGUCUAAUCAGAAAAGAGAAUCCAUGCAGAAAACAUCGAAAAUUAGAAUGUCUGUUGCUUUAGCGAAGAUCAACCGGGGAACAUUAAUUCAAGGAUUGCAUAGCAUAUCCAGAUCCUCCAAAUCAGUGGCCGAACUUCUGCAGCCUCAGCUUGUUUGUAGACUUUUAGAGCUAAGGGACAUAGCUCAUCGUCUGCUGAGGGAAGUUAAUGCACCAAAGCAACCCCUGUAUAACAUGCAGGUCAGAAAGAGUUCUUUGUUUGAUAUCAUUUCCUUUCCAGCAAAGACUGCAUUAACUAGCCUAAUAUAUGCUUCAUAUGCAGCAUUAAUUUAUUUGACAGUCUGUGUUAACGCUGUUCUGGAGAAGGUAAAGAAAAUUUUCCAAGAAGAAGAAUCCAUAAGGCAAAACAGAGAGGAGAGCGAGAAUCCUAGAAAAGCCUUUUCUGAGCCUGUGCUUUCUGAACCUGUCUUUCCUGAAGGUGAAAUCAAAGCAAAACCUUAUAGGUCAUUACCAGAGGCGCCAGACAAUAUUUCAGAUAUUCCUGCUAAUAAGUUGAGUAAUAAGAUCCAGGUUUUACAUUCUAUAUUUGACCAAUCAGCUGAAAUAAAUGAGUAG